UGUUCUUCCUCUCUCAUUAAGGAAACUUCCCCAUGAUCAGCGAUGACCUGGUGAACUCGUACCACCUGCUGCUGUGUGCUCUGGACCUCGUCUUCACCAGUGCACUGCUGUGCAACGCCAGGAAAGAUCUGCUCAACCCAAACUUCAGAGGUCUACCAGAGGACUUCAGCUGUAAAGACUACAGGCCGUCGUCAGGUCCGUUCUGCUUCAUAGAGCAGCUGUGUGAACUGCAUGAUGGCCUGGUGCUCGAGGCCAAAGGAGUCAAAGAACACUUCUGGAAACCUUUCAUCAAGAAGCUGUUCCACAAACGGAUUCUCAGAGGUAAAGACGACUCUCUCACUGGUUUUCUGGACCCCAUGAACUUCGGGGACAGUUUCUUGUCUCUCAGCCGGGUAUAUGAUGAACAUGUUUUGGCGUCAGGGAGUCUGGAUGAGAGGAUCUUCACUGGCGAUGGGGCGAGUGAAGACAUUGGGACCCCAGGGCCCUGCCUCUGUGGGGGGGUGGAAAACCAGGACAGCGCCACCUACAGGCUGCACACCAACCUCACUGUUUCCACCCCUCUGACAGGGAGGAGGUACCUUCAGGAGGACAGCCUGGCGUCUCCGCUCACAUCUGCCAUGAAGAGUGUCGGACGCCUCCACACUCUUCUCUCAGGAACCAAACAGGGUCCGAGCCCCAAACUGGCAGAAACUCUCAGGACAUGUGCCAGAGACCCCAGUGAUGUCAUCAGGAAGCGCCUGAAGGACAUGUUUGACCUCUUCUGUCAACAUGUGGAGAGCAGCGGGACGGAGAACCAGGGGAUGGGUAAAGACCUGGCAGUGAAGUAUUUCCACCUGUCGGAGGCGCUCUACUACAGGAUCCUGGGGUCCAUCAUUGAAAGAGAAAAGAUGAUACUGGGAGACACUGACCUGUCUUGUAUUCUGGAGCAGGACGUCUUCCACCGCUCGCUGCUCGCCUGCUGUUUGGAGAUUGUCAUCUUCUCCUACAGACCUCCAGGAGAUUUCCCCAACGUCAUCAAUGUCUUCCAGAUCCCAGCUUAUCACUUCUACAAGGUGAUUGAGGUUCUGGUGCGCUCGGAGCAGGGUCUCUUUCGGGAGGUGGUGAAGCACCUGAACCAGGUGGAGGAGCAGGUUCUGGAGAGUCUGGUGUGGAGCAGCGACUCGCCGAUGUGGGAGAUUCUGAGUGGAGCCAAAGACCAGGUCCCGUCCUGUCAGCAGGUGAUGCCUCCUCAGUAUCUGGAACCAAACGAUGACAUCAGCUCGGGCAGCGCUCCCAUCAGCCACCUCAGUCACGGCCCUGACCUCAGCAGUAGCGUCCCAGGUGUGUCCCCCUCCCCCACCACUCUAUUGGAUCGUUACAGCUCCUCCCCCACUGUCCCGGCUCGCCGCCGUCUGUUUGUGGACCCAGCGAACAGUAAGACAGGAGAACCCUCCGCCGGCGGCGCCACCAGCACAUCACCGGCCAACGUCACCAAGACCGGACAGGCCGGCCUCGUCACAGCCAUCCCAGCUGGGCAGAUUGUGGUCACCAUGGCAACCUCCACCACCAUCCAGGUUACAGCCAAUGAGAGCGGAGGAAUCACCUUCAUCCCGCUCCAGGUGAGCAUGACCGGACAGGGCGGAGCCACGCUGCAGCAGCUGUCCGCCCGGACUCUGACUGGCACCUUCACCGUCCAAUCAGCCGUCAGCAAACCAGCUGCCAAAGCAGCAGGCGUUCCUCUGAGGAAAGGGUCACUGUCGCUGUUCUUCAGGAAGGUGUGUGUGUGC
Molecule: messenger RNA, 1766 nt
Organism: Paralichthys olivaceus (Japanese flounder)
Lineage: Eukaryota; Metazoa; Chordata; Actinopteri; Pleuronectiformes; Paralichthyidae
Source: RefSeq, a predicted model, not a curated record